UUCGUGCGAAAGAGAAUUACAACGUCCCUAAAAUCUUUUUAGUUCUUGCAACUUUAAUCAUCAGAAAAUUCGAAAAACAUGUUCCGACUUUUUGUGACGAUCGCCGCAUUCGCUGUGCUGAUCAACGCGGAAUUGCGAAGAAUUUCGUUAUACAAAACAAACUCUAUUCAAAGAUCGAUUGGCAUCGAUCGUCGACAUCGUUUAGUUAGAAGUGUUAGCGUUUUAAGGGAACAUUUAUUUAAUGAUGACGAUGUUUCGUACUACGGCUUUAUCACAAUCGGAACUCCACCGCAGAAGUUUAAAGGACACAUAAUAGAUAUGAAUACGAAAAAUCUAGUACAUACUGGUAAGGUGUCUGGAUAUUUAUCUAUGGAUGUAGUGAAUAUUGCUGGCGUUAAUAUUCAAAAUCAAACAUUCGGGGAAGCAAUAAGCCAAUUGGGAAUCGCCUUGUUAUAUGCAACAUUCGACGGUAUCUUGGGAAUGGGAUACCCCGAAGGAGUAGUUGCCACAGGAAUGACUCCCGUUUUUAAUAACAUGAUUAAACAAGGCUUGGUGGAGCCAGUUUUUAGUUUUUAUCUAAAUCGGCAUGUAUUAUUCUUUAUGCGCUACGGAAAUUCUAUGUCCAAAUUUGCUGGUGAACUGAUAUUGGGUGGCUCCGAUCCCAAUCAUUAUUUAGACGAGCUUACAUAUGUUAAUAUUACUCAUAAAGGAUACUGGCAAUUUACGAUGGAUAAGAUUCAAAUAGGACAUAGCAGUUUGUGCUCGAAUAGCUGUGAAACUAUUGUCGACACGGGUACUAAUAUGUUAAUUGGACCACUAUUGGAUAUUGAAAUUAUUAACGAACUGAUCGGAGCUACUUAUAUUAACGAAAAAAUAAUUGUGGACUGCAGUAGGAUUCUUUACUUACCCAAUAUCACUUUCUUCAUAGGUGGUAAAUCAUUCGAAGUCACUCCUACAGAUUAUAUUUAUUCCAUUACAGAGAACGAUACUAUGGAAUGUAUAAGCGCUUUUGAGAGUCUACAUUCCAAUGAUGAAUAUGUGGAAUCAAUAUGGAUUUUGGGAAAUGUAUUUAUACGUCGAUACUUUAUCGAGUUCGACAUGAAGAACGACCGGAUCGGAUUUGCUUCUAAGAACUAAUAAGAAAUUCGUAUCUUUUUACAGUAUCUUUUUAAACAAUAUGUUUCGACUUUUCAUAGUAAUCGCGACACUCGUCGUGCUGAGCAACUCGGAAUUAUUGAGAUUGCUGGCAUUAGUGUUCUAAAUCAAACAUUCAUAGAAGUGAUAGAGAUGGAUCCGGCUUUUUCUAUUCUGAAAUUCGAUGGAAUCUUAGGAAUGGGUUAUCCAGCGAUAUCUAUGAAAGGAGUGCUACCCGUUUUCACCAACAUGAUUGAACAAGGCCUAGUGAUAAUAAUGAAUUAUGAUACAACUUUAUGUGUGAACUGUGAAGCUAUCAUACACACUGGUUUUUCGGGAAUAUCAGGACCAGCAUCGGAAAUCGCAGUUAUUAACAAACAGAUUGGACCACUUUAUCGUGGUGGACAAACAAUUGUGGAUUGUAACGACAUUCAUAAUUUGCCCCACAUAUAUUUCGUUCUAGGUGGUCAAAUAUUUCUAUUUUCUAGUGAAGAUUAUAUAGACGUGAAAGUGAUUGCUGGCGUUAAUGUUCAAAAUCAAAUAUUCACAGUAGCGAUAACACGGGAUCUGACAUUUGCCUUUCUGUCAUACGACGGAAUUAUAGGAAUGGGAUACCAAGAGAUAUCUACAAAAGGAAUAACUCCCGUUUUCACCAAUAUGAUUGAACAAGAACUAGUGGUAAAAAUGAAACAUAUGAGUUUCUGUGUGGAUGGCUGUGAAGCUAUCGCUCACACUGGUUUUCCGGGGCUAUCUGGACCAGCAUCAGAAAUCGAAUUUAUUAACAAUGAAUUGGAUUCAUUAAAACGAGUUGGAAUUGAACUGAUUGGAAACGAUUGGGUGGACUGCAAUCAGAUUUCUGAGUUGCCCAAUGUUACUUUUGUUCUGAGUGGUAAACCAUUCGUACUUACUGCAAAUGAUUACAUUCAUACGAAAAUGAUUUAUUUAAAUACAUCGAGUCGCGAUAACGCAAAAGCGUCACAUAGAAAAUAUAAUAGCAAUAAGUCCCACACGUACAUAGAAGUUGGUACUUAUAUCGGACUUGAUUACGCGGUUGGUGAGCUUACUGGAUACUUAUCUACUGAUAUAGUGAAUAUUGCUGGCGUUCGUGUUCAAAAUCAAACAUUUACAGAAGCGGUAACACUGGAUCCGGCUUUUACCUUUAUGGCAUACGACGGAAUCUUAGGAAUGGGUUAUCCUGAGAUGUCUACAAAAGGAGUGCCUCCCGUUUUCACCAGCAUGAUUGAACAAGGCCUAGUGUUGGCACCUAUUUUUAGUUUUUAUCUGAAUCGGCAUGUAUAUCUUUUUAUUUCUAAAAAUAUUCUUUCACUUGAACGAAAUGAUUACGGUAGUCAACUGAUAUUGGGUGGUUCCGACCCCACUUAUUCUAACACUGAGUUCACUUAUGUUAAUGUAACCCAUAAAGGAUACUGGAAAUUUGCUAUCGAUAAGAUUAAAAUGGAACAUGUGAUUUUAUGUGCGAAUGGCUGUGAAGCUGUCGCCCACACUGGUUUUCCGGGGUUAUCUGGACCAGCAUCAGAAAUCGAAAUUAUUAACAACAAAUUGGAUUUAUUUAAACAAGUUGGAAUUCCUCAUUAUGGCGGAGAAAUAUUUGUAAGUACAUGA
Messenger RNA from Trachymyrmex septentrionalis, 2757 nucleotides. RefSeq lists its product as uncharacterized. Gene Ontology annotation, molecular function: aspartic-type endopeptidase activity. The record is from RefSeq and is a predicted model, not a curated record. Gene Ontology annotation, biological process: proteolysis. Lineage: Eukaryota; Metazoa; Arthropoda; Insecta; Hymenoptera; Formicidae. The transcript has 21 exons.